AACAUUUCAGCAAUUUAACGCUUAAAUGGUCCUUUUAUCUUGUUAUUUUAUCCGUCGUAAAGCAGAAUGUAGCGACAUUUUUACGACUGUGGUGUGACGUCAUUAUCGUAAAGCUAAAGACGUUGUCGGUAAAUAAAGGUUUAGCUUUUUAUUGUUGAUGUCCUUUUUUUCUUAAUAUUCAGGAUUGUUUAAUGUACGUGAGUUAAUUGAACAACAGGAUAUCGUAUGUUGAACAAUCGUACCAAACAUGUCCGGUGAUAGUCAGCUAACAGUUUCACAUUGCUAGCUGUGUUCCUACAUAUUGCACAGAGCAGCUGUCUUUUAGCUUAACGCUAACGUCGGCUAGCGUUCACUGUUAACGUUACAGCUUGCACUUCAAAUCUAUCCACCAAGGCAUGUUCCUGUGGCACAACUAUAUGCAUUAAACUGUUUUCCGAACUGCGCGUGUCAAAAGCUACGUUAGAUCCAUGCGAGAUGUCAGCGCAAAAGGAUUGCGAGUUUUUGGUGAAGAGAGCCCGGGAGUUGGUCUCUGACGAUCCCUGUGCGGCCAAAGCCUGGCUGAUAACGGCCAGAACCCUUUACCCUGCAGACUUCAACAUACAGUAUGAAAUGUACAUCAUUGAACGCAACGCGGAGAGGACGGCCUCAGCGGGCAGACUGCUGUACGACAUGUUCAUUAACUUCCCAGAUCAGCCCAUCGUGUGGCGAGAGAUCAGCGUCAUCACGGCGGCACUGCGUAGUGACUCGCAGGACAAACAUGCACAGUUUCUACGAGGUGUUUUUGAGACGUUGCCUGGCCGCGUGCAGUGUGAGAUGCUGCUGAAAGCCACGGAGCAGUGUUUCAACACUUUGGAGAAGGCGGAGAUGUUGCUCCUCUUUCUCAAGCGCUUCCCCGAGUCUGUGGUUCAACACGGAAUCAAUCUAGGAGAAAAACUGUUAGAGGCGGAGGCAUCGGACAAUGUGGAGACGCCCGUCAACUGCUUCAGAAAGCUUUUUGUGUGCGAUGUCCUUCCUUUGGUCGUAAACAACAUGGACAUGCGCCUGCCGGCCAGCCUGAUGCAGAAGUACAUGCUGAAAGCAGCUGAAUUCUACAUCGGCUACGUCACCCGGGGGCCCUCGCCGGAUGUACAGAUACAAGGCUCCCAGGAAGGUGCGUCUCUGAAGUCACCCGCUGCGUCCCGUGGCUCUCAGCGUCAUGUGAUUGACGGUCUGUCGGAAAAAUCGUCCGUGGUAGCAGAACCGUGGGAGAGGCUGUUGGACAUCCUCGCCGUGGUCGGAGCGCGCUGCGAGUGGCAGGGAGACAAGGGACAGAGCUACGUGGACAUGCUGCAGAGAGUGAAGGAGCUGUGUCGCUACCUGCCCGGCCUGGAAGGAGACACGCGGUCCCGCUGCUGCAGUCAAGUGGUCAUUUGUGCUGCGCUCGUCCUCUUCCGCAGCGCCUUCCUGUACGUCUCGGCUGUGCAGCCGGCGCUGUUCCAGGGUGUGAAUGCAUUGAGCUCGGGGCCGUGGAUCCUUGUGGAGGACUUGAGCUCGGUGUAUAAUGAUGUGGAGAUGGAAAGGGGAGCGGUGAAACAUGCACAUAAGAAACGCAAACUGGCCGAUGGGCGAGAGAAGACAAUGAGCUCUGAUGACGAGGAAGGUUCGGGAAAAGGUCGCGGUCGACACAUUUCGGUGAACAAGACGGAGAUGCCCGGCUGGUCGGAGACCCUGGAGAGCUUUCGCACGGCGAGGGAGAGCUGGGACCUUCUUCACUCCCACGAUGGCCUGGAAAGCGAGUUCAAGAAGAUCUGUGCCUCUUGGAAGACAGACAGCUGGCUGUGGUUCAGAAUAUUCCUCACCGACACAAUCAUUUACCAGGGACAGUACCGUAAGGCCCUCUCUAGCCUGCACCAGAUGGCUGCAGGGCAGCAGCCUCUGCCUGGACAGCAGAGCCCCUCAGGUCAGGGCAGCCUGGAGCACCACAGGGCCCUCAUACAGCAGGCGUCCUGCCAUUACGCACUGGGAGAGUACCGGAUGGCCUGUGAGAAGCUGCUUGAGGUUGUCGGGGCUCUGAUGCCCCCGAGCCAGGAACCGACUAAGACUUCAGAAGAUCAAGGCAGAGUCAAGACCCGGAUGAGGAAAGGUAGCGACCUGAGACUGCUUCCCUGCACCACCAAAGCUAUGUUACCUUUCUGUCUGCAGCUGAUGUUGGCCUGCUUCAAGCUCCGCGCCUUCACAGACCUUCGCGACGACCUGUCCCUCGGCCACGUGGUGGUGCUGCUGCAGCACGACUGGCCACAGGGCGAGAGGCUGUUCUUGAAGACGCUGGAAAAGAUCUGCCAUCAGGGCAGUUUCCAGUAUGAGAAUUUCUUCAACUAUGUCACCAACAUUGACAUGUUGGAGGAGUUUGCAUACCUGCGUACUCCAGAGGGCGGCAGGAUUCAACUGGAGCUCCUUCCCAAUCAGGGAAUGCUGAUAAAGAACCCCAGCCCCGCCCUGGGGGCGGAGUUAAAUACCCUUCUGCUGCAAGGGGUGCAGACAAUGGACAGACACCACACUGUGACUCGUGGGAUCACCAAGGGAGUGAAGGAAGAUUUCCGUCUGGCCAUGGAGAGGCAGGUGUCGCGUUGUGGGGAGAACCUGUUCAGUGUGCUCCAUCGUUUCUGCAUCAACGAGAAAAUCAUCAUCAUCCAGUCGCUCCCUUGACACCUUUUUGUGGCAGCUGGACCGACGUUAUGCCUCCAACACAGGACACAUUUCUAACGAAAAACAUUGCUUGCCUUGUAAGGGAACCUCUCUUUUCAGGGAGUAGGUGAGAAUACUGGUUUUCUGAAUAUACAGUACUCAUGCCAUUAACAUAGUAUGUGUGUGGUUUUCUUCUCAACGUGUGCAAAACCAAAUUUGAAGUGUUUAUAAUCAAAUUGUGAUAUUUGUGGGAGUCAACAUUCACAAAAGAAUUGAGUGUAUUUUUGAUAUUCCUGAGUAAAGUUUAUUGUUUUUGUUACAAACUUGAUGUUAGUUCAUAUAAAUGUUUCCAUUAAAUGUC
Gasterosteus aculeatus aculeatus (three-spined stickleback) is the source of this 3025-nucleotide messenger RNA. Lineage: Eukaryota; Metazoa; Chordata; Actinopteri; Perciformes; Gasterosteidae. The record is from RefSeq and is a predicted model, not a curated record.